Messenger RNA from Lonchura striata (white-rumped munia), 630 nucleotides. Lineage: Eukaryota; Metazoa; Chordata; Aves; Passeriformes; Estrildidae. The record is from RefSeq and is a predicted model, not a curated record.
AUGGCGGCGCCCGGCGGCGGCCGCUCCGCCGCGCGCGCCCUUGGCGCCUCUAUGGUGAAUCACACGGUGGCGCUGAGCACCCUGGGCGAGUCCAAUUAUCAUUUCGGGGCCACCUACGUGGGCACCAAGCACCUGAGCCCCACCGAGGCGUUCCCGGUGCUGGUGGGGGACAUGGACAACAGCGGCAGCCUCAACGCGCAGGUGGUGCACCAGGUGAGCGCCCGGAUCCGCUCCAAAAUCGCCUUCCAGGUACGGAAUUCGGGAAUUUUCGGGAAUUUUCGGGAAUUUUCGGGGAUUCUGGGGGAAAAUUUGGGAAUUUUGGGGGGUUUUUUCAGGAGUUUCGGAGGGAUCCUGGUGGCACACUACCUGCAGAGCGUGACGCCGCAGCUGGCGCUGGGCGCCGAGCUCGUCUACCACCGGCGCCCCGGCGAGGAGGGCGCCGUGCUCUCGCUGGCCGGCCGCUACUCAGCGCCGGCGUGGAUCGGGACGGUGACGCUGGGCCAGGCCGGGGCGCACCUGACCUACUACCACCGAGCCAGCGAGCAGGUACCAAAAUCCCCCAAAAUCACCCCAAAAUCAGCCCAAAAUCAGCCCAAAAUCAGCCCAAAAUCAGCCCAAAAUUCACCCUAA